AUGUUCUCGGAGAUGUCUGUGUACGGCAGUUACUCUAACGGAGACGGCUUCUUCGGAUCCAACGGUGGUCACGACGGUCCUAUCUUGCCACCGCCGUCGGAGAUGGAGUCUGAUGAGGGAACUGCUCUCAGAGAAUGGAGAAGACAGAAUGCAAUUCAACUUGAGGAGAAGGAGAAGAGAGAAAAGGAGUUGUGGAACCAAAUAAUUGAGCAAGCUAAUCAAUUCAAAGAGGAGUUUCGUAAGAAGAGAGAGCUAACUUGUGAAAAUAACAAAGCAGCUAACAGGGAGAAAGAAAAGAUGUACGUGGAGACCCAGGAGAAGUUUUACGCGGAAGCCAGCAAGAACUACUGGAAGGCAAUAGCAGAGCUAGUUCCUAAAGAGGUUCCAACUAUAGAGAUGGAGUCUGGUCCCAAGAAGGCUUCAAUCUCUGUGAUUCAAGGUCCAAAGCCUAGCAAGCCAACCCAUCUCUCAAGAAUGAGACAGAUAUUGCUGAAGCUCAAACAGCACCCAAAGAAUGUUCAAAUCAAGCCCACCGAGGCUGUUGUUGCUGCUUAA
Brassica oleracea var. oleracea is the source of this 555-nucleotide messenger RNA. Its product is annotated as clathrin light chain 2-like. Lineage: Eukaryota; Viridiplantae; Streptophyta; Magnoliopsida; Brassicales; Brassicaceae. The record is from RefSeq and is a predicted model, not a curated record. Gene Ontology annotation, biological process: intracellular protein transport; clathrin-dependent endocytosis; clathrin coat assembly. Gene Ontology annotation, cellular component: clathrin coat of trans-Golgi network vesicle; clathrin coat of coated pit; plasma membrane. The transcript has a single exon. Gene Ontology annotation, molecular function: clathrin heavy chain binding; structural molecule activity. Bases 1 to 555 code for a protein of 184 amino acids.